Didymella exigua CBS 183.55 is the source of this 2952-nucleotide messenger RNA. RefSeq names its product SPO22-domain-containing protein. Lineage: Eukaryota; Fungi; Ascomycota; Dothideomycetes; Pleosporales; Didymellaceae. Gene Ontology annotation, molecular function: protein binding. The transcript is spliced from 13 exons. The coding region runs from base 1 to 2952 and encodes 983 amino acids. Gene Ontology annotation, biological process: regulation of synaptonemal complex assembly; meiotic cell cycle. The record is from RefSeq and is a predicted model, not a curated record.
AUGGCGCUACGUCAGCCUGUAGCAAAGACUGUGCGCGAGAACAAAGUCAAAGUUGUCAUUUCGUUUGCCUCCAGUCUCACCUCACGCCUCGAUAAGAUUCAAGACCCCGCGCUGCUUGCAGACCUGCGAAUACACUUACGAAACUUACCACUAACUGUGUCGCCGGCCGUUACCGCAAAGCGCGACGAGCUCGACAGACUCGGCACGGAACUCUGGAACUUGUCUACUCGCCUGCGCCGCCAUGAGCCUGCCCAGAAUGGCAAGACGAGAGAAGACGCGGUCCGAACCAGCAGUAUAAUAUGCAUCUUGCGUUCAUAUGCUUUCCUGUUGCUCGACUCUGCUGGCGGCCAGUUGGUGAAGGGCCGAGAGCGCAAAAUCUGCAUUCGCUUGAUGAAGGUCGCGCUGAAGGCAGCGAAAGCCUGUAUACUGGGGCAAGAGUUGGACAGUGCCAUACAGGUACUCGAGCGAGCUGCGACGUAUGCAGAGAUCCUAGUCAACGCGGGACAACACGAUGGCAGCGACGAGGCCGAUGUUGCAGGACGCUUGCGUAUUGAGUACUUCGCAAUGCGGACUGCUCUUGCCUUCCGUCAAGACCGUCUCGAUAUGGCAGAGCACAUGUUUGUGAAGUGCAAGCAGAUCGGCAGCGCUCUCGCUCCGGAUACCGCAGAAGACCUUGCCGAUCUGUUCUAUGAGAUCGGGAAGCAGGCCUUGUCGAAGCGCAGCUAUGAAGCCGCAGUAAAGUGGCUAGAACGUGCGUGCGAUAUGAUUGAGGAGCAGGACCUCGCCAUGCUCAGUCCUGAGGCUAGUGAACUCAGACUGUGCAUACUUCAAGAUCUUGUCCAGGCGCACAUAAAGCUAGAGACGGCUGAAGCGACUGACAAAGCCUGGCAUCUGGUCAAGCUCAUGGAUACCGACUACGGAGAUAAAAUGGUUGUUUCCUUGCUAAAGAUUGAGCUCUUUUCAGCUGCUGAGCAUGUUGACCAGGCGGAGUACUACGGCGUGCUCUCUCGAAUGAUCCGGAUGAUCGUGCUCAAUGACACCAAUUUCAAGACCUUAAUACACCACAUACACAAGUUGAAAGACCUCAACAACGUAUACGCCUGUAAAGCACUGGACGAGCUGUUAAAGACCAGAUUGAUCAGAGAGGAACAUGGACCAUGGAUUGAGAAAGCUGUCAUUACUCGUACAUGGAUCAGCACGAACGAUGCACACGCUGAGAAUGCCCUUGAUCAGCUGCAACAGAUUUUCGAUAUUCUUGUGCAGGAGUCGAAAUUUUCGCUCUCGGCUCCAGCGGCUCAUGCCACACAGAUGCUACUCUGGAAGAAGGUCGAAGCGGUAGCGGCACAAGAUCAGGAUGACACGGCUGAAGCCUGGUGUCGACUCUGCCUGCACCCUAUACUCGAAAAAGCCGGUGCCCCAAACAAGGUCAAAGUCACAAGGAAGAUGAUACAAUGCGCACUGUCGCGACAAGACUUGGCAGCUGCUCGCGAGGCAUAUUGCAGAAUCCCCGAAAUUGGUCGAGAUGAGCCUGUCACUAGGUACUUAAUGUACAAGGUGAGCGUUAGAAGUGGAGAUAUAGCGUUUGCCGCCGAAUGCAUGGACGUUGUGUGUCGGAGCUCUGUGAAGGAUGCCACACUCCUUUACGCUUGUGUCAUGGAGGCACAGAGUAUCGGUAAUAAGCGACAGGCCAUCAAUGCUCUCGAACGAGUCCUAGACAAGUACGAUUACGCGGCACCCGCUGGUAUUCAUCUGCCUGCACUUCUACGGGUCACACUGAGGCUUCUUCAAUCGGAGUUUAUCGAGGAUGGCGUAGUCGAUAGCGCGAUCCUCGAUCAGCUCUGUACAGUAUUCGAGGGCGCAUUGAAUCAGGCCAGGGCGUCACAGCGUAGACCGAGUACGCCGGAACAACAACUCUUCACUGGACAUGAGCUCGAAUGGUUUUCGAAGAACUCGUACAAUUUUUCGUUAAAACAUUGUGCUGAGAUCCCCCCUCAAAAGCUAGUCAGACUGCUAAAUGUGUGCGCCGAGUUCAUCAACCUCUUGAAAGAACGAGAGCAAUAUCAAUCGAUUGCAGCUGCGGACCUCUGCUUGCGCUCUGCUUUCUGCGAGUUCCUUGCUGCUUGCACAUACACCACGUUGGCCCGAGCUGAAGACAGUCAAGAAGCUUACCUUCAAUACUACUCGGAAGUACGUAAACACUGUCAAACGUUUCGCCGCGCUUCACUUGACGGAGCGAAUGGGCUGAGCGGAGCAGCACAGGACGAUAUUCUGUCAAAGCAGCUGCAAGUUGUAAAGCUUGAAAUUGAGGCAGCUCUCAAGUUGCAAAAGUGGGCCGAUCUAGAGGGUCUCUUUGAGCAGUGUUGGAACUGCAAAAGCUCAGAUCGUUACGAAACGCUUGCAGAUCUGAUACUGGUCAUACACUCAUGUCUGGUACAGGCAGACGUGGAUGCAUCGUACCAAAGUAGGGUGUUAGGGAUGCUACAAAAGAUCAUCAACCUCACAUCUCGACAGAACGGCAACGAUGUCAUAAAAUUAUCACGCUGGCUUCGAUGUCUCUUCAAUCUCACACUUCCUCUUGAUGAGCAAAUCAGCCUCAAAUGUCUCGAUCAGGCCACACAGAUAGCAGCCAAGAAACAGGGGGUACCUAGCGCACCGAUGGCGAUCAUGACGAUCAUGGCGACUCCUCCACCAUCUAGUCCUGUGAAACUCGAAGAUGAUGUAGAAUCAGCUAACGAAGAACUUAAGCAACCCGAUCGCUACCCAAAGACGGAGCUCGAAUGGAUGGCUACUUCAGCCUUUAACCGCGCCAUCGACUACUACGUUGGAGACGAUGACGCAAAAUGCAAGGUGUGGGCCGAGAAGGCCAUGAUAGUUGCGCAGUGGCUCGAAGACGACGGACAGUUACGAGAUCUCCUGAUGGGGAAAUUUGCGGUUUUGCAGCUCGACAAGUGA